Molecule: messenger RNA, 888 nt
Organism: Leishmania mexicana MHOM/GT/2001/U1103
Lineage: Eukaryota; Euglenozoa; Kinetoplastea; Trypanosomatida; Trypanosomatidae
Exons: 1
Coding region: 1-888 (295 amino acids)
Source: RefSeq, a predicted model, not a curated record
AUGCAGGAGGAAACGCCAUCAACAUCGCUCACGGCGGCCGUGCCUGCAGGGCGCAUCGUCGCGCGACUCUCGGCGACGCUGCAGCAGACAGAGCAAGCGUGCGCCGAGCUUUCGCGCCUUGAAAGGCUUCUCUCUUCUCUGUCGUCCGGUGCCGCGGAUCUGAUUCGCGCCUCAACAACGCCAGUUGACACGGGCACGACCGAGCCUUUGCAGAUGACGCGCAAUGUGGAUGAGCGAACCGAAGAGGUUUAUUCAUUGCUCGAGGCCACCGGUGAACCCUCUACGUGCGAGUCGGAGGCUUGGGGGGCCUGGUGCUCAACAUCCGAGGUGAACAACGCCUUUCACAGUAGCGGCCUCUCCACGUCCUUCUCCGCUCUUGAGCGAAGCGUCAGCGAUGCCAUGGUGCUUGCACUUCCCUCGAAACUUCAGCGAAUCACAGAGAAAGUGACGCAACUGUGCUCUAUUCUCGGCGAGCGGGCGCGACGCGCGCGACAGAAGCAGGUUCUCCCCCACGUUAGGGCACGGUGGGUGUGCGAGGCGGUUCGCGCGCUCCAUCAAAUCGCCCACACCCCUCUAGAGCCGGAGUACGCCGAGGCUGCAACGUUCUCUGUCGCCGUACCUUGCGAUCCCCUUCCCUCGACUCCAGAAGAAGCGGACAAUUGUGGAAAGAGUCGCGCGCUCCCCGCGGCUAAUGACGCUGUUUGGUGGGAGUUGCAGGCUGGAUUUCACAGCGUGCUGCACCGCACCGCUCCUUCCAGCACGAGCUUGGCUCUAGGAAAGCGCGAGGAAGUAGCGGAGGGCCGUUUAGAGCUACAGCGGCACCGCCUGCUCGCCCUACUGGAAGAGAUGACCAUGUGGCUUGUCGACGACACAAGCGUCACUCGCUGA